CUGUGCAAACAUAUUUAUUGAAAGUUCAGAGUUAAGCUACCGACUUUGAAUCCCAUUUCUUUUACUGACAAUGCGUAUAGAAUAUAGGAGACAAAGGUUUCUUCUAAUUUUAGAAAUUCUUAAUUUACAACUGGAAUUUGUUUAAUAUCACCCACCGCAGCGAUGGCUAUCAUCAUCCCCUGUGUCCCAAAUUCAAAGAUAUGGCUGAAAAAUUUGUCUGUGAAGUAAAAUGGCUAGUGCGCAAUGCUAAUCACAUUUGCUAAAAUAAUUCACGAAAUUUUGAACGUCCUUGACCCCUUGGGUCGAUAAUCGACUUUUUCAAAAAUGCUUCCCUUUAUUAUUUACAUUAACUAAAUUUGCAUUUUAAUCUAAUUUUCAAAUACGAAUAUCUCUAAAAUAGUGCUAUAUGUAUUUAUAAUAACAAAAAUGCAAAACGCGCUUUAAAAAUAAAAAAUAAAUGAAAUAAUAACAUUUUUAAACGAUCAUUCACUUUUUGCUACCCUCGUCGAUUAAACCUUUUUUGCAAUGUCUACAUCAGCAGAACGCCCGACCCAAAGCAGAAAAUAAACUUGAUAAAUAAAAACCGAAUCGGAAAAUAACUACAGAAGAAGAGAAGAGCCGCAUUGAAAAUGUAGAUUCCCAUUUGGCUCUUUCUGCUGUCAUUACCGCAAGAAAUCACGUGGCCCGUGAUCCCGAAAUACCGCUCUUACACAUCUCGAACAAAGAUUUUGGAGGAUGGGGAGCAAAGGGACAACCGAAAGGAUCAGAUCUUUGAGACGGGUAACAUCCGAAGGAUGUAUAUCAGACUUUCCUUCACCGAAACAUGUUUUUUUCAAAUUUCUCUGGAGCGCCCGCUUUAGAAAAAAUAUUUGCAUUGAAUACAUUAUUAUAUUAAUUACAUUCAUUCAUGAAUGAUUAUUUCUUUUAACUUUAAAGCUUUUUCUACGAAAAUUACUUUGCAAUUUAAUUGUUGGAACCUUUUAAAUGGAUUUCGUUGAAUGUUUGUGCUCAGUGAAAAGUCUCUGUAGGAAAGUUCAAAUGAAUAGAUAUUAUUGUCAAAUGGAAAUAAAAUAAUUGAUUGAUGAAAAAAGCGAUGGCUUCCAGUCGAUCUCGUUUUUAUGUGGAUACACCCUUUGAUAAUGAACUCCCGUCUCAAAGGCAUAGCAUGUAUGUGAGUCAUUCUGAAGUGGACGCAUCCAUCAAAAAACAAGAUUUGUCAUCAGCGUCAUCUUCAGCCACGCUUCCAAGUGCCGCUGGGUCAGUAGACCGGCUCACCGGGUUGGGUAAUGAAAAGAAAACACCUCGUUUCUUCACUUUGAAACCAAAGACCUCUUUUUCUCUGCGACCUUUCUUUUCUUCAUCAUCUAUACCUUCGCUCUCGCCUUCCAAACGUCGAAAAAAAGAAUCUAAAAUCGCCCAAAGGCAAGAUUCGUACGUGCAGACAGAUGACAACCAGCGGUUUUAUGACGAGGUCGGGGUUCAGACCCAAAACGCCUCCACGGUCGAUGUACCGGUCCAGACCUGUUCUAAUGAGUGGGAUGAUGCUUGCAAUUACAAAAAACCGCUUGUUACGAGGCCCACGUUUUCUCUUUCACCUUAUGGUAGUUAUUCCUCCAGAUGGUCUCCAUCUUCUGUUGCUUCGAAACCUCCUGGACUUGUAUCAGAUGAAAACAAAAGUUCUAAAAAUUCCUUCGUCGCUCCGUUGGAUUCUUCUAAGCUCUUAAAAUAUGCCACGCCUUUUGCCACAGCUGAUUCUUCUCCUAAACCGACGUCAGCAAAAUUACUGAAGGAAGAAAAGAGUUUGACUGAUGGAAGUUGUUUACAGCAUUCAGCUUCUCAGUUGCCCUUAUCUGUAAACGAAACUUCCGCUCUUGUGCAUUCAGCUGAUCCUAAAAGUGUUCCUUCAAAUUCUGUUGAUACAAUUGAUGAAUCGCAAAAGUCCGGCUCAGAUUUAAAAAAUUCCAUUGAAUCAAAUCCUAAAAUAUCGCACAACCGCGAAAAAGAUGCCGUUAAGAUAUUAAAAUCGAAUAGUGAAACUAAAGAUAAUAUAAUUCGAUCUUCUAAUAGUCCAACCUCUGUUUUGAAGAUUGACAGAACUGAUUCGCCUAAACCAAGUAAAGCUAAGACUGUGCAUUUUGACCUCAACGAUUCAAAGUUUGAUUCACCUGUUCCAAAAACUUAUUCACCUAUUCCCAAAACUUAUUCAUCUGCUACAACAACUGAAUUAUCCAUACCUAGAAAUAUCGAUAAAGAAUUUGAAGCAUUGCUCCGAAAUUUGGAUAUUUUACCAGAAGAACCUGAUAAUGUUGAUUUAAAAGUUUCGCCAGAUAGUGUCCCUCAAACGCCUCCAAAAGUUAAUUACGUUUCACCGGAUCUUAAAACCGCUCUCGAUGCUCUUAAACAAGACUUUCUUGCACCUAUUCCAGAAAAUGAUGUAAACUCAGAUGACAAUCCAGAACGAAUUACAGACGAAUAUUCUACGAACGUAAACGAUGCACCUUCAAGCGUUAAUAAAAACCUCAACGAAGAACAUUUAAAGAUAAAUAUUGAAGCUGAGACAGCAGAUGGAGGAUCUCAAAAUAAACAAACACCUACACUCGUACAAGAUGAAAGUGGAAAUAAACUUUUGGAUUUAGGGGAAAAGAGUUACAUCCCAACGUCAUCGGCCUCAGCAAAAUUAGAUGUCGAAAUUACUGCUGAAUCUGAAAACGUUUAUGAUAAAGAAAACACGGGCGAGCCAGUAAAAACUGUUCAACUGCCAACUUUACCUUCCUUUUUUGAAAACUCUUCUGAGACCACAGAAAGUGAAAUCAUUGAUCCUAGGUUAUCUGUUGUGUCUUCCAGUUUUGAAGAUCCCAACGAAAGUAUGUUGUCUAGAUCCAGUUCGCGCAGCAGUAUGAGGAGCAAUCCUAGAUCUGACUUUGAGUCUUGUCUCGAGAGAGCAAGUAAAUUCGAUUCUUGCGAAAACUUGGAUCAAUUGGAAGAAGAAAUAAUUCGAAGUUUAUAUAGUGAGGACGUCAUGGAUGAUCUUGGAAAUACGCAACCGCAGUUUGAUAACUCUGGUGUUACUGCUGCACCGAAUAUACGGAGAGUAAUUCUAGAUAGAUUACUUAGUGGUGAGAGCGUUGAUGAAAUUAUGCCCUCCAGUCCUAACACAGUAGGGGGUUUAGAGGAACACUUUGAUUUUAAUGAUGCUCGGAAAAAGGUAAAGCAAAGCAAAAAAUAUACUGCCACCCUAUCGAAAUUUGAAGAACCUGAAAUUGAAAAUUAUACCGAACUGCCUACCCCUCGUCAUCAAAAUUAUAUUAAUGCUACUCUUAACAUGAAUAAUACUAACAACUAUUCUUCUACAGAUACUGUUCUGGAUCCACGUGGUAAGUCACCUAUCAUACUCACUCCUAUUAAUAACAAUUAUCUUAAAGAAUCUUUUCUUUUUCCAGAUAUUAAAUCUCAAAGCUCUGAUGCAACUCCAAAAGUUGCAAAGCCUUCUAAUGAAAUAACCAAUACUAACAACGGAAGUAACUCUCCUCUUUCAACUAACACUCAUAACUUAAGCUCUGAUGAUUCAUCUAAAAUUCAAAACUGUGACUUUACAAACUGUAUACGUCCUUCAAAACUACUAAAUAGUCCGUUUCUGGCUGAAAUUAGCGCAAAAUCAUCAGCUCCCCGAUAUUCUCCGGAUCCUGCAUCCCAAGUCAUUCCAUCUCAAAAAUCUCCAGAUGUAACUUCGAAAGAUAAACAAGUUGGAAAUUGCGACUUUGCUCACUGUUUGAAGCCAUCUCAAGUCCAAAAUAGUGUCUUCACAGCAGAACUUUCAGAAAUAACAGCCAAUAAGUUUUGCUCUGAUUCAUCCCGUACUUCAAUUGAUGCCACCCCGAAUGGAAACACCAUUUUUAUGAAGGAAGAUCCUGCAGCAAAUUCUAAGAAUGAAGUUCAGCACCGUACGGAACUCACCAUAGUCUUGCAGCCACCCUCACUGGACAAACUAGCAGAUACUGCGGAAGCAACAGAAAAUCUGUCUUCAGCUAGAGAAGACUUCCCAGCACAUAACAAACAACCUGAAGAUAUAUGUCCCCCACCUCCACCUCCCCCACCACCUUUUUCGCCAUCAUCAAAAGUAAAUAAAUCUGGAUGGAAAAUCAGUGAUGGUUCAUGUUCAUUGGAAUCUCAAAUUCAAGAUCGGCAAGCCCAUCUAUCAAAGCCCAUUGCUCAUUCAAUAGAAAUAAGACCGUCCCCUAAAACGCCCGUCGUGUUAGAACUUGAAAAAAAGUUUGAAAAGCAAUCAACUUCAACGAUGAUUCCCAAAAGUUCUGGUGUUGCAAUGCGUUCUAUGAGUGAACCUGUUAUCGAGUUACCUGAUCUUAAAUCAACGGAGGAUAAAAGAUACGAAAGUAAUGAUGGAUUCAGAAGCCAUUCACCUUUGAAUAGUAAAAUCUAUAAGGCUGAUAGUAAUGGUUUUAGUCCAGAUGAAAGAAUGAAGAGUCCUUCCUUAGUGAAUGGAAAAAAUGACAAUUACCAUAAUGGUUCUGCAGAACCUUCAAAUACCAUUAUUACCCAUGAACCACCUCCUCCUGGUGCUGUUUUAAUCGAUAAGAGAACAACUAUAGAUGGAGAUAAAGUGCAUACAGAUAAGUACUAUGCUCUUCCCGUAAAGGAAGUUUUGAAAGAAACAACAUCGACAACUAGAUUCAUUCCAGCUCCACCCAAGUAUGAAGGUAUCGGUCCGACUGAAGACGGUAUUCCAAUUGCACCUAGAAAUAGUGUAAAGAAAGAAAAUAUGCACAACUGGUACAAGACUAUGUAUAAAUCUUUGCAUAAAGCAGAUAGUUCCAAUGAUCCACAGGAGUACAUUAUUGGAUACAGUUCUGAACCUGAAUCUAAUAAAAAAGAUAAAAUUAUGAGAAAGAAAUCAUCCACUCUUGACAACCGUUCCAGUAACAAUAAUGAUUCCAAGUUCAACAACAAUAAUUUUGGGUAUGGUUAUCCACCCUCUGCUAAAUCGUCUAUAGAAACAUACAAUGUGCGUCCUAGAUUAAUAGAGGACUAUGAACCAGGACAUUCUUCUGUUACGGAUGAUGAAAUUACUUAUGGUUCUAAAAGAUACCUGCCACCCAUGAAUGUUCCUAAACCUUCCUAUGAGUUCAAAAAUGGUUAUGAACAAGAUAAUCACUAUACAAAAAAGUUAGUGCAACCAGAUCCGCCUUCCGCCAAUCAGCAAAAAAAGUGGUACAAUGAAAUCCAACAUGGAGGGGAAGUUCCCCAGUGCGGCUUAGGGAAACCUGCUCCAGAAAAGAUCCAAGAACCAUCCAUUGGACCUUUACCACACCCACCUUUAAACUACAAUGGCCCAACUGUACCAACUCAAGGUACAAGACCUUUGACCUUACCAUCUGAAUAUGCUAUUGUGAAUGAAAAUGGACUUUGCCAACAACAGAAUGGUGCAUACGAAAUCCAAAUGAGACAAGUAAUUCACUCGGAACUGCAUCAAAGAUUAUCCCCAUCAUCCAGUCAAUUGUCGUCUCCUACACGUUCAAUUUUAAAAUCACCUUGUAGAUCACCUGAUUUGAAAAUACCUGCUCGAGCUCUCUUUGAUUUCAGGCCAGAAUCACCCAAAGAAGUUUCCCUGAAAAAAGGGGAUAAUGUUCUAAUAUUACGACAGUUGGAUAAAAAUUGGUAUGAAGGGGAAAAGCAAGGAAUUGUUGGAAUAUUUCCUAUCAGCUAUAUUGAGGUUGUACCACCAGAACAUGCAUCUCUUCCUCAAUCUUCAUUUGAGGGAAUGGGUAAAGUUCUCUAUGAUUUUACUGCCCACACUUCUAUUGAACUUUCUGUGAAAAAGCAUGACAUGAUAACUUUGUUGAGAAGAGUAGACUCCAACUGGUAUGAAGCCAAAUUGCAAAACAGAAAAGGAAUUGUACCUGCUUCUUAUUUACAAGUCCUGCAAGAGCCACUUGAAAAAAGAACACCUUUGUCUUCUCCCAAUUCGCUAAUUAGUUCAUCAGGCAGACCUACUUCAAGAGAAGGAAUCUUAAAAACAGUCACUCCAUCUUCAUCACAAAUUUCUCCCAUCCAUUCAACUUCUGCUGUUGUAACUAAUGGAAGAAGCAACAUGCAAAGUAGAGGGAAGAAAAGCAGCAAUCUGAUUGAACCUGUUAUGUAUAGAGCCAUCUAUAGUUACUCACCGCAAAACACAGAUGAGCUGGAACUUGCAGAAGGUGACACUGUUUAUGUAGUUGAAAUGUGUGAUGACGGAUGGUAUGUGGGGACAUCCGUACGCACAGGAAUAUUUGGAAUAUUUCCAGGAAAUUAUGUCGAAAAAGUGUAGCAAAUGUUUACCUCAGAUGCCUGUACUUUUUAAUGCUUUGCAGUGCCUUAAUGACUAGUAUUUAUACUACCUGUAUGUUACUAAUUACUGAUAUGUAUAUAGUGUAUAAUGACUUUGUUGGUUACCAAAAUGUUGUGUUUGUAGUUUUUAUAUUGAUGCACACUUAUAGAAUUUUAAUUUAUAAAUAAACUAUUCACUACUAUAA
Parasteatoda tepidariorum (common house spider) is the source of this 6527-nucleotide messenger RNA. NCBI's taxonomy places the organism in Eukaryota, Metazoa, Arthropoda, Arachnida, Araneae, Theridiidae. The record is from RefSeq and is a predicted model, not a curated record.